AUGCAUGAAAUUAUUAUAUACAAAGUUAUUAUAAUAGAUAAAGUCAGGAGCUGGGAAACUGGAAAGAAGCUCAUCAAAUUAAAGGAGCUAGCCAAGUACUCGAAACCACUUGGAGAUUCAUCAGAAAGUUUAUCGAGAGUUCAGAAGGCGUUGGAACGAAAGAAGGAAUUGUUGGAUUUUGUUGAAAAUGGAAAUGUAGUUGAGGAGGCUGUUGAACAAUUGUUUGUGCUUUCCCAACAAUUUGAAGUCAGGAAAGAUUGGUCCGGAUUUGAUGAGUUGAGUUCGCAAAUCAUUGUUCAGCUGGAUAAGAUUCAAAAAUGGGCUGAUGGAUUGGUGAAGUCAGAAGAGCUGAACUCGUAUGGGCCAACUCUCGAGAAGCUAGCUGGAUUGGGAGAUGUUGAAUUGGCGAUGGAUCGGAGACUCAUUGCUUUGGACUCUCUUGUAAAAUUUCUGAAAAUGACGUCGCUGACUAGUCAAACCGAUGAAGUGGAAAAAUUCAAGAAGAUGAUAACCCCACUGGAGUCUCUCAACCUUCACUUCUCGAAAUUUGAUGCUUCCCUGUCACAAAUGUCUUCAACUCUAGCUGGACUUCAAAACUCUGAUGAAACCGCUGGAAACCACACAACGAUGGCUACUGCACCAGUUGACGAAAAAUCAACAUUUGAGUGA
Messenger RNA from Caenorhabditis remanei, 669 nucleotides. RefSeq lists its product as uncharacterized. The record is from RefSeq and is a predicted model, not a curated record. Bases 1 to 669 code for a protein of 222 amino acids. The transcript has 2 exons. Lineage: Eukaryota; Metazoa; Nematoda; Chromadorea; Rhabditida; Rhabditidae.